Molecule: messenger RNA, 2466 nt
Organism: Pongo pygmaeus (Bornean orangutan)
Lineage: Eukaryota; Metazoa; Chordata; Mammalia; Primates; Hominidae
Product: melanoma-associated antigen 9
Exons: 4
Coding region: 944-1891 (315 amino acids)
Biological process (GO): negative regulation of transcription by RNA polymerase II
Cellular component (GO): nucleus
Molecular function (GO): histone deacetylase binding
Source: RefSeq, a predicted model, not a curated record
CUGGAUCUCAGGGAGGUGAGGACUUUGUUCUCAGAGGGUGUGUGGACAAAACAGGGAGGCCCUGUGUUCGACAGACACAGUGGUCCCAGGAUUGGAGAGCAGUCCAGGUGAGGAACCUAAGGGAGGAUCGAGGGUACCUCCAGGCCAGAGAAACUCUCAGAUCAAGAGAGUUUGCCCUGCCCCUACUGUCACCCCAGAGAGCCCGGGCAGGGCUGUCUGCUGAGGUCCCUCCUUUAUCCUGGGAUCACUGGUGUCAGGGAGGGCUGGCCUUGGUCUGAGGGGGCUGCACUCAUGUCAGCAGAGGGAGGGUCCCAGGCCCUGCCAGGAGUCCAGGUGCAGACUGAGGGGACCCCACUCACCAAACACAGAGGACCUAGCCCCACCCUGCCCCUUCUGUCAGCUGAGGGAAGCCGCUGGGUGGAUGGACUCCCCUCACUUCCUCUUCAGGUGUCUCCUGGAGAUAGGGCCUCAGGUCAACAGAGGGAGGGUUCCAGACCCUGCAGGCAUCAAGAUGAGGACCAGGCAGUAUCCUCACCCCAGGACACAUGGACCCCAUUGAAUUUGGACAUCUCUUACUGUACUUCCGAGGAAACCCUGGGCAGGUGUGGGCAGAUGUUGGUUGGGGCAUGUCCUUCUGUUCCAUAUCAGGGAUGUGAGCUCUUGAUCUGAGAGACUCUCAGGCAAGUAGAGGAGUGGAGUCCAGUCCCUGCCAGGAGAAAGGAGCUCCAGGAAGCAGGCAAGCCUUGGUCUGAGACGGUGUCCUCAGGUCACAGAGCAGAGGAGACCCAGGCAGUGUCAGCAGUGAAGGUUCUCAGGGGACAGGCUGACCAGGAGGACAGGAGCCCCAAGAGGCCCCAGAGCAGCACUGAAGAAGACCUGCCUGUGGGUCUCCAUCGCCCAGCUCCUGCCCACGCUCCUGACUGCUGCCCUGACCAGAGUCAUCAUGUCUCUUGAGCAGAGGAGUCCGCACUGCAAGCCUGAUGAAGACCUUGAAGCCCAAGGAGAGGACUUGGGCCUGAUGGGUGCACAGGAUCCCACAGGCGAGGAGCAGGAGACUACCUCCUCCUCUGACAACAAGGAGGAGGAGGUGUCUGCUGCUGGGUCAUCAAGUCCUCCCCAGAGUCCUCAGGGAGGCGCUUCCUCCUCCACUUCCAUCUACUACACUUUAUGGAGCCAAUUCGAUGAGGGCUCCAGCAGUCAAGAAGAGGAAGGGCCAAGCACCUCAGUCGACCCAGCUCACCUGGAGUUCAUGUUCCAAGAAGCACUGAAAUUGAAGGUGGCUGAGUUGGUUCGUUUCCUGCUCCACAAAUACCGAGUCAAGGAGCCGGUCACAAAGGCAGAAAUGCUGGAGAGUGUCAUCAAAAAUUACAAGCACUACUUUCCUGUGAUCUUCGGCAAAGCCUCCGAGUUCCUGCAGCUGAUCUUUGGCACUGAUGUGAAGGAGGUGGACCCCGCCGGCCACUCCUACAUCCUUGUCACUGCUCUUGGCCUCUCGUGCGAUAGCAUGCUGGGUGAUGGUCAUAGCAUGCCCAAGGCCGCCCUCCUGAUCAUUAUCCUGGGUGUGAUCUUAACCAAAGAUAACUGCGCCCCUGAAGAGGUUAUCUGGGAAGCGUUGAGUGUGAUGGGGGUGUAUGUUGGGACGGAGCACAUAUUCUAUGGGGAGCCCAGGAAGCUGCUAACCCAAGAUUGGGUGCAGGAAAACUACCUGGAGUACCGGCAGGUGCCCGGCAGUGAUCCUGCGCACUACGAGUUCCUGUGGGGUUCAAAGGCCCACGCUGAAACCAGCUAUGAGAAUGUCAUAAAUUAUUUGGUCAUGGUCAAUGCAAGAGAGCCCAUUUGCUACCCAUCCCUUUAUGAAGAGGUUUUGGGAGAGGAGCAAGAGGGAGUCUGAGCACGAGCCGCAGCCAGGGCCAAUGUUUGUGGGGUCAGGGUCCCAUCCAGCAGCUGCCCUGCCCCAUGUGACAUGAGGCCCAUUCUUCACUCUGUGUUUGAAGAGAGCAAUCAGUGUUCUCAGUGGCAGUGGGUGGAAGUGAGCACACUGUAUGUCACCUCUGGGUUCCUUGUCUAUUGGGUGAUUUGGAGGUUUAUCCUUGCUCCCUUUUGGAAUUGUUCAAAUGUUCUUUUAAUGGUCAGUUUAAUGAACUUCACCAUCGAAGUUAAUGAAUGACAGUGGUCACACAUAUUGCUGUUUAUUUAGGAGUAAGAUUCUUGCUUUUGAUUCACAUGGGGAAAUCCCUGUUAUUUUGUGAAUUGGGACAAGAUAACAUAGCAGAGGAAUUAAUAAUUUUUUUUGAAACUUGAACUUAGCAGCAAAAUAGAGCUCAUAAAGAAAUAGUGAAAUGAAAAUGUAGUUAAUUCUUGCCUUAUACCUCUUUCUCUCCCCUGUAAAAUUAAAAUAUAUACAUGUAUACCUGGAUUUGCUUGGCUUCUUUGAGAAUGUAAGAGAAAUAAAAAUUGAAAGAAUAA